This is a messenger RNA of Drechmeria coniospora, 1296 nucleotides long. RefSeq lists its product as uncharacterized. NCBI's taxonomy places the organism in Eukaryota, Fungi, Ascomycota, Sordariomycetes, Hypocreales, Ophiocordycipitaceae. Gene Ontology annotation, cellular component: RNA polymerase I core factor complex. Bases 1 to 1296 code for a protein of 431 amino acids. The transcript has a single exon. The record is from RefSeq and is a predicted model, not a curated record. Gene Ontology annotation, biological process: nucleolar large rRNA transcription by RNA polymerase I. Gene Ontology annotation, molecular function: TBP-class protein binding; RNA polymerase I core promoter sequence-specific DNA binding.
AUGAACAAACGGAAAAGAAGCCGUUCCAUUGCCAUUGAGGCCACACACAGCUUACCACCCAGCUCGUCAAGUGUUCCCGAUGGUAUCAUCAAUCCUUUCAACCGCUCGCCAGCUGAGCGACGUCAACUGUCAGUCGCGGGGCUUCUAGACACAGAAGAAGAUCCGACGCUUGAGAUAAAAUAUUUCCCCCAUCGCGGUUUUGAGACAGGAAUUGCCGAGGAUGAUCAUGGCCUUCGGCUCGAGCCACUGGGCAGUGGCGAAGAUUGGGAUGCAGGAACGAGUUCGUCACCGGCAGACAAAAGCGUGCAACGAAAAUCGGCUUUCGAUCAAAGGGGUGGUCACUUCGAUACCCUGCUCCGACUCACACACCAAUUUCUCGAUAACGGAGACAUGGUCAAAGCCACACGAGCGUAUGAUGUCCUCCUCCAGCUUCGACCUGGCUCCCGGACCAUGGACGUCCGACAACACAGCAUGUGGGCCAUCGGCGCAGAACUCCUGAUGAGGCAGUGCGAGAAUGAGCCAUCACAGGACAAGAACGGUGAAGAGAGUUCGUCGACUCCGACGCCGACUCCUGAGAUCAGCCGAGGCCGUGGGCUCCCAUCGUGGGGACAACCGACCAACCUCGAAAGGGUCAAGGCCUACUUUGAAGCACUCAUUCAACAACACCCGUACGAUCACAAAUUCCCCCGCAACGUGUCGGCUCUAGAAUUCCACCUCGCCUUGCUCGGUUGUGAGAUAUACAACAUCCAUGCUGAACAACAGUCUGCUCUGGCUCGUCUUCCCGUCCACGCUGAACCGGCUUGCCGAAACCCGCAGCCGUCCCCGGCAGGUAACCCAGAGAACGCGCAGACGAGGGUCCCAGGCCUGGAGCCGAGAGACUUCGCCGGCCACGCGGAGGGUCCUGAUGGCGAAUCUAAUGUCAACCCUUUCGAAGAUUCCAUUCGCAAGCAGGCCCUGGCUGGCAUGCGCGACAUCUCCGACAGAAUGGAUUCGCUGAUGCAGGAGCUUCCAUACCGCAAGAACAACCAAUUCCUCCGGCUUCGCGCGACUGCCGCCUUGUACAUGGCAGACUUGCUCGUCCCACCGUCGUCGCAAAUAACUGGCGCGAAUCAUCAUGAGGCAAGGCGGCAGCAGCGGCAGGUAGCCAUAGACGCCCUGAAGCGGCUUGCCGAGAAUGGCGGAGCGCUGGACUCGAUCGCCCAGGAUAUCCUGGACGGUCAAGAAGAUGAGGAAGAAGGACUUCCGUCGCCGCCGGCACGAUGCUUGUCUCUCACUCUCCCCAUUCGAGGCCCGUAA